CAUAUUUUUUAUUGGAAUCGAACGCGUCGCGAACGGACAAUUGCUCCUCCUCCGCCUCCUUUGCCCACCCACAUUACGAAAAAUGUUAAUUAAUCCGAGAAACUGAUAUGUGCGAAGAAAAGGAAACGCGAAAAAGCAACGCCUAUUUAAUCAGCGAGCAACCGAGAACAAGCAUAAAAGACGACGGCAUGUGCAGACAAGUCUCUGACUCAACGACAAUAGCAACAAAAACAACAAAGAGAAUUUUUAGUUUUGGAUUUUUAUCAACAGCAGCAGCAGACUGAAAAGCAAAUUAAAGAAGAAUCUAGAUAGACCGCAGACAAAUGCAAACCGAUUGAAUUCCCUACGAGAUUUAAACCACAUUUGAAGCAACGCCUCGAACCACCCCCACCCUAUUCAAAGACACACACACUCAAACACACAUAGCACACACAGACAAUGUCACAUUUACCCGCCCCACUGUAUGGCUUCGCAUGGAUUUUUAUGAUUUUCUGGUUUGGCACUUGGAUGGUCCAUCUGAUAGCAAUUUGCUAUGGGAAAUUUAAGCUGCAUAAGAAAUCAUGCAAGCUUCCAACAGAAUCGUCACCACUGCCGGGUGUAUCCAUACUGAAACCGCUAAUGGGCGUGGAUCCCAAUUUGCAGCAUAAUCUGGAGACAUUCUUUACCAUGGAUUACCCAUUGUAUGAGCUACUGUUUUGUGUGGAGGAUAAAGAGGAUCCAGCUAUUAAGUUAGUUGAAGGAUUACUCGAGAAAUAUCCACGAAUGGAUGCCAAACUCUUUGUCGGCGGCUCGAAUGUGGGCGUGAAUCCUAAAAUCAAUAAUAUACAUCCUGCCUAUAUCGCGGCGAAAUAUGAAUUUUUCAUGAUCUCCGACAGUGGGAUCAAAAUGAAAAACGACACGCUCCUGGACAUGGUGCAAAAUAUGUCGGAGAAACAUGCUCUGGUCCAUCAAAUGCCAUUUACCUGUGACCGAGAUGGUUUUGCGGCCACUUUUGAGAAAGUGUUCUUUGGCACAGUACAGAGUAGAAUCUAUCUAAGUGCCGAUGUUCUUGGGAUCAAUUGCCACACGGGCAUGUCCUGUCUGUUGAGGAAAUCUGUGAUAGAUCAACUAGGAGGCCUCAAAACGUUUGGCUGCUAUUUGGCCGAAGAUUUCUUCAUUGCUAAAGGAAUCACAGAUCUUGGAUGGAAAAUGCGCAUCUCGAAUCAGCCAGCACUGCAAAACAGUGGACUCUGUGACAUUGGCAGUUUUCAGCAACGUCUUAUCCGUUGGGCCAAGCUAAGAGUGGCCAUGGUACCUACUACCAUAUUACUGGAACCCCUUUCCGAAUGCAUGAUCUUGGGCGCACUGGCUGCCUGGUCUGCCUCUCUAUUGUUCAGUUGGGAUCCAUUGGUAUUCUUUCUGGUGCAUAUACUCUGCUGGUUUCUAUCAGAUUGGCUGCUACUUUCCAUUGUCCAGCAUGGCUCGAUGCCAUUCCAUAAAUUUGAAUUUGUUAUUGGUUGGCUCUUUCGCGAGCUAACUGGUCCUUAUUUAUUUCUAUGUGCUCUAUGGAAUCCAUCGAUACGUUGGCGUACCCGCACCUUUAAAUUACAUUGGGGCGGCAUUGCCUAUGAGCUGAACCCACAAAUGGGACAGACUGCUGCUACACCCUCGUCAUCGUUGUCAUCGCUAUUGGUGACGCAAAUGCAACCAGCACCCACGUUAUCCGAGGAAAUUUUGGCCAAUGACUUAACGACAACUACGUCAAAGCAUCGCUUACUUGUAUCGUAGCAGCAACUAGUUGUAGUUGUAGUUAAAUUGCUUCUAGUUUUUUGUACUUGUAACUCAUCAGACUUGAAAGAACUUGGAGAGCAACUAAAUAAGAAAUAUGGGGAAAAUGUGUUAGUAUUAUUAGCUAAAACCCUUAGUCACUAUAUAGAAAACUAUGUACAUUAUUUUAGGCUUAUAAAAGAUUGUAAAUUUCAUUAGGCUACACAACAUGUAUAACACACACAAACACACACUCCCAGCCAGACAGCGAUAUAUGAGAAGCAAAUAGUUUAAGUAGCUUGUAAAUAACCAAUAGAAAAAAGAAAAAACCUAAUAGUUUGAACGCAUAUCUUCAUACAAAACUUAUUCGAAAGAAAACUAAAGUAAUUUUCGACGACACCUAAUUGUACAUUUAUGCAAUUAAUUAAACUAUUUUAAGAUUAAGUAGUCUAAAAGAAAUUCUUUGCAAAGUUGUUAAAUCUGUUGAGCUUUGUUCGAAUUAGAUAAAACAACUAUAGAAAGAGGACUUUUCUAAGGAAAUUCUUUUGAAUUGUUUUCAUUUGUUCAGAAUAAUGAUUUUUGGCUUAAAUCCAAUUUUAUUUAACAGUUAUAACUUAAUACGCCGGGUCCUUUAUAAUUCAUAGAAUUUGAGAUUAUAUACUACUCGAAGCGUUUGAUAUAAUUUUGUUGUUUUCUUUUUUUGGCCACACUUUUGCUUUAUUUAUUGUUUUUUUGCUAAGCAUUAUUCUAAUUUUUAGUUAUACUUAUUAUUAUUUGGAAUUUUUGUAUAUAAGCUUUGAGAAAAACAGAUGAAAAGAAAAACACUGAAAUGCCAUCGAAUAAAUCCAAUUUAAAUGAUCAAGCAAAACCCUAA
This is a messenger RNA of Drosophila willistoni, 2620 nucleotides long. RefSeq names its product ceramide glucosyltransferase (gene GlcT). Gene Ontology annotation, molecular function: ceramide glucosyltransferase activity. The transcript has a single exon. Gene Ontology annotation, biological process: glucosylceramide biosynthetic process. The coding region runs from base 439 to 1767 and encodes 442 amino acids. NCBI's taxonomy places the organism in Eukaryota, Metazoa, Arthropoda, Insecta, Diptera, Drosophilidae. The record is from RefSeq and is a predicted model, not a curated record. Gene Ontology annotation, cellular component: membrane.